Messenger RNA from Lethenteron reissneri (Far Eastern brook lamprey), 2952 nucleotides. It is a transcript of the gene TIMM17B, whose product is annotated as translocase of inner mitochondrial membrane 17B. Gene Ontology annotation, cellular component: TIM23 mitochondrial import inner membrane translocase complex. The record is from RefSeq and is a predicted model, not a curated record. Gene Ontology annotation, molecular function: transmembrane protein transporter activity. Gene Ontology annotation, biological process: protein import into mitochondrial matrix. Lineage: Eukaryota; Metazoa; Chordata; Hyperoartia; Petromyzontiformes; Petromyzontidae.
CGCGAAGGAGGAAUCGACGUGAGGGCCGCCAUGGAGGAGUACGCUAGGGAGCCGUGCCCGUGGCGGAUCGUGGAUGACUGCGGAGGGGCCUUCACGAUGGGUGCCAUCGGGGGAGGCAUCUUUCAGUGCAUCAAGGGCUUCCGAAAUGCGCCUGUGGGUAUGAGGCAGAGAAUGCGAGGCAGUAUGAGUGCCAUGAAGCUGAGAGCUCCUCAGAUUGGAGGGAGCUUCGCAGUGUGGGGUGGCCUCUUCUCCACCAUCGACUGUGGGCUGGUGAAGCUGCGAGGCAAGGAGGACCCGUGGAACUCGAUCACCAGCGGAGCCCUGACGGGCGCCGUGCUUGCCUCCCGCAGUGGCCCGGUCGCCAUGGUGGGCUCAGCGGUGAUGGGAGGCGUCCUCCUUGCCCUCAUAGAAGGCGUUGGCAUUAUGCUCACCCGCUACACAGCACAACAGUACCAAAAUGGGCCUCCCCAGUUUGUAGAUGACCCUUCACAGCUGCCAUCAAAAGGAAGCUCGGAGCAAGAUCUGGGACGCUACGGGCAAUACCAGUGAACGCACCAUAGUCGCAGUCAAGAGACCGCCUGGAAUUCAGUGUUCAAGUCAAAAUAUCACGAACAUUACCGUUCAAGUUUGACAUUAAUUUAAAUGUUGUGUCUCAGUUAUAAAAGGUUGGUUGUGUUGCAAACUGUGAUUUCCUCAACGAUUCAGGUUUAUUCAUCGUUUCACAAGUUGAUUAUUUUCCAUCACUGGCUCAGGGCAAUCAAUGAAGACGAGCAGCUUCAUGGUUCACUUGAAUAGUGUGCAGUGCUCACCGUGAAUGUUACUUCAUAACGACUGUGAUUCAUGGUCUGGUCACAUGGGCUGCAAGAGAGUGUGCUGCCCUCUCUCCGCAUCACACGCAAACUACUGAGUUGCAGUGUCAUCCAGCGGUGGAACAAUCUUGUACUCUCUGGCAUGUGACAUCACAUAAUAACAAAAUUUGUUCAACAUUUCAAAAAAUUUUAGUGUUGGACAAAAUUUUUCCAAUAUUUGUUUCAUUCAAACUGUUACACUUUUUAGAUUUCACCCCUUUCAGUAUGUGCUAUAGAACAAUGGUCACUAUUUCAUUACACUAACAGUCAAACUUGAUUUUCUGAUCAGCCAAUGCACAAGAACCUGUACAUGAUCACACUGCAUUCAACAUUUCCUCAGAAAUAAAUUAAGACCGAUACUACUCGUGAUAUAGCGAUUAGGAAUUUCUGAGAAAAUAGAAAAGGCUAAUGUGAUGUUAUUGUCAUGAUGCUCAAGACAUGUUCAUGGCUUAUGGGAUAAAGGAAUGAGGGAAAUGUUGGUUUUAGAAACAGACCAACAUAGUGCUUUGCCUGCGAUAUUUGUGCUUGAUUGCUUAAAAGAACAAUCGUCACCCGAGUUCCUACUUGUGAAAACCCAACUUGUCAUUGCUGUUAUUGUGUUGUGUGAAGAGCUUGUGAGUCGCCACAGAAUAGAGCAAUAACCGUGCUGGUAGCUACGUACGGUGAGAAAGAAGUAAAAACAUAAACUGCAAUGGGAUUUUUUUCCAAAAAAAGUCAAAGAGAGAUUGUAAUCCUUUGAAUACAUUAAUAGUUUUAAAACAUUAAACAUAUCUUCUGUUUGAUUUCUAGACUAAGUUUCCACUUUUUUAUAAGCUAAAUCAGAUUGAAUUUGAGCCUCUAUUUGCAACUAGGUUGCUAACUCGUGAUUAAUUGUGAUCGUGUAAUGAGACUCCUUUCAAGAAACUACCACUUGCUUUCAUUUGAACUAGGAAUGUACCAAAUAGCACAUGUUACUAUUUAGCCAAAUAUCAGAUGGCAAGUUAUGUAUGUGGCCUAUUUGAAAUCUAUUUUUGUUUUGACUGGUAUCUCACUGUUUCUUUCUCUCACUGCCUGUCUCCAAGACCCCUUCUGUCUCUCACUUCCUCUGUCUCAAUCUUCAUCGAAUGGUCCUUUUCUCCAUCUUUGUCCCUCUUUGUGUUCAUCUCCCUUGGUGUCUCCGAUUCCCUCUGUUUCUUUGUCUAUCCCUCUGUCUCCAUGUCUUUAUAUCUGUCUCUGUGUCUUCAUUGCAGUUUCCCUAUAUCCUUCUGUCGCUAUGCCUCUGCCGUUUUCUCACUGUCUCAAUCUCUCUGUUUUAUUUAUCUAGACUUAAUGGUAGGGAUCAUUGUUUUCCCAACUCCUGUUCCCCAUGCUAACCUCCUCCCGUCGUUCUACCCCCACCAAAAACCUUGGUGUUUAUCAAGAGCAGCCCACCGUCCAAAAAUAAGGCUUUUCAUAUGUUUACUGAAAAAUUAAGUAUUCGGCCGAAGUUAAAAGAGAUGCAAAUAUUCAGGGCACCCGUACUUUUAAAAAUAGCUACUUUCAGUGGACUGUUUUCUGAUAUAUUAUCCCAUUAUCUAAUCUUAUGGCCAUGUGUUCAUUGUCUGCACUUGCCCUGGUCACUUAUGUUGCAGGGAAAUAUGCCUCCGGAUAAUAUUUUUUUAGAAUCCGAAUUCUACAGAUUUGCUCUUGUAAAUGUAACAUGUCCUCUCAUCUAUAGUUUCCAUAUAUUAAUAUUGUAAAAAAAAUCCUAUUUGUAUUCAAGGAAAUAUUUUAUUAUCGUUCGUACAACACACUACGAUUCAAAAGCCAAUAUUGGUGUUCAACACGAAUGAUGCAAAUGGCAAGCGUUUUCUCUCGUGCUCCGACAUUGACAAUGAUUUGUGUGCAUAUCAGAAUUGUGUAUACCUCGGUGUAUAUAAUGCAAACGUUGAGUAUUUUGCUGCUGUGUGGACUCUUGUCACGGUACUGCAACACUUGUGAGCGAGUGGUGAACUCACGAAUGGUUCGUUAACGCAUCAAAAGUACCGGUGCAAUGUGCUGUGUUUAAGCAGCCUAAAUGCACAUUUAUCUUGAAAAGCUGUUCAGAAAUAUACACAGGUUUUUUUCCCCCCCACCCAUGUAAUAU